AUGAGGAUUCUUUAUGCUGAGUGCAGAGAAGACUUUGUUGAAUUUUUAUUCACUUUUCUUGCCAUACCGCUUGAGUUUGCUUGGGAACUUUCUAUUGACAAAGUCAAUAUGGGCUGUGUUGGAAAUCUUUGCAGAAGUGUGAAAGAUCUGAGCUUUGAGAAGACGAAAGAAGCCACAUUCUCCAAAUGUGUGCUUCCUUCUCAUUAUAAUUUCAGGGCACAACUUCUUGAUAUUGUUGUCCAGGAAGGAAGUUCCAAAUAUGAAUGUUUAAUACCCGCCAGUGGUUUACGUUCAGAAUGCAUAUUUUCCAGAAAGAUUAGUAAGAAAUUGCUUUCAAAGGGUGGAAGGAUUGUGAAGUUCUCUCCUAUGCAUUCGAACACAUCAAGUUAUGGUGGGGUUGGAUUUGUGAAGGGAGAAAGGAAUUUCAUAGUGUCAUACUUUUCUUGCAGGCCGUUAGUUUGCUGA
Molecule: messenger RNA, 465 nt
Organism: Eruca vesicaria subsp. sativa (arugula)
Lineage: Eukaryota; Viridiplantae; Streptophyta; Magnoliopsida; Brassicales; Brassicaceae
Source: the annotation of a GenBank genome assembly